Botrytis cinerea B05.10 is the source of this 1169-nucleotide messenger RNA. RefSeq lists its product as hypothetical. The record is from RefSeq and is a predicted model, not a curated record. The transcript is spliced from 3 exons. Lineage: Eukaryota; Fungi; Ascomycota; Leotiomycetes; Helotiales; Sclerotiniaceae. Gene Ontology annotation, cellular component: membrane. The coding region runs from base 194 to 1039 and encodes 281 amino acids.
GAGAGGGUUGUGGGAGAUCGAACCAUUUGAAUUGAGCAGUCGAGGACGGGAAGAUUGUGUGUUGCAUUAUUGAUUAUACAUUGGGUUGCGAUAUUACCGCGUACCUGGAUUGGACGGACAGUCUUACGAUACAACCGACGCAUUCCCUGUCACUCAUUACCUACGAAUAUCAUUCAUCCGUUUACCAAUCAUCAUGACGACCGACAAACUUCAAGUCUUCAAAUUUGGUGACGGGGUCUGGGACCCGAGUCAUCGAUUUGUUACUUCGUGGUUGGUCUCUCCAUGGGCGCUUUUUGCUGUUAGAGCUUCAAUUUCCCUCUAUGCAUUUUUCGUCCUGCUCUUCGCUAUCUUUUGGGAAAUAGCUCAAUUGCCCAACGGAGGCGCAACCGCACGAUUCAGCUUCUCUUAUUUCACCAUCCUCUGCUACUGGGGCAUAUCCUUCUACUUCUUCUUCGCCGCCCUUCACACCUUCACCUACGCACGCAGCGGCAUCCCCCUACUCUCGCGCUUUCCGCGCCCCCUCCAGGCCCUGCACGCCCUCUACUACAGCACCAUCAUCUGCUACCCCAUCCUCGUCACCAUCGUAUUCUGGGGCGUCAUCUUCCGGGUCUCGGUCCCCGUCGGCUGGUUCCCCACCACCUUCGACGCCUGGUCCAACAUUUCCGAACACGGGCUCAACUCGCUCUUCGCCCUCUUCGAAAUUUGCAUCCCGCGCACCCCGUCCCCGCCCUGGUUUCAUCUCCUCUGGCUCAUCGUCAUCCUGGCUUGUUAUCUAGGAUUGGCAUAUAUCACCGUGGCGACGAAACAUCAAUAUGUGUACUCGUUUUUGAAUCCAAAGGUUGCGCAGCAUGGCAUGGUGGCCGCGUAUGUAUUUGGGAUUGCGGUGGGCAUUUGUUUGAUUUUUGCGGUGGUGAAGGGUGCGGUGAGUUUGAGGGUGUGGGUGACGGAAACGAAAGGGGGGAGGAGAGGAAAGUUUGCGAAGGUCGGGGAGCUGCAGAUUGCGGAUGUGGAGAUGCAGAGGUUUGAGGGGAAGGCUUGAGAUGUACAUUCGAGAUGAAGACGUAAGAUGAAGAUUCGAGAUGAAGACGUAACACGAAGAUUCAAGACUAAGAUGAACGAACACGAAGAAGAAAAAAGGUACAAAAUACCCCCGAGUAGUAAGCGCGUCA